AUGAAAAAUUUUGUUGUCAAAAAAAUAAGUGGUGUCCAAAAGGAAAAGGAAGAAAAUGUUCACAAUUUGGUACAUGGCAUUGCUAAUGUAUUAAAAAUAGAUCUUAACUUGUUUGAUAUUGAUGAAAACCCUGAUCGUAAACUAUCGAUCCAAAAUCUGGAUAAGCCUUUGAUAAUUGUCGAAUUUUCAUCAAGGAAAAAACGUGACAAAUUUAUUAAGAAACAAGGUAAAAUAGAAUACAAAAGUCAUUGA
This is a messenger RNA of Macrosiphum euphorbiae (potato aphid), 252 nucleotides long. Lineage: Eukaryota; Metazoa; Arthropoda; Insecta; Hemiptera; Aphididae. The record is from the annotation of a GenBank genome assembly.